UGGACUGUUGGUGGCGUCUUGACCCGUAAUAAUAAGAAAACCGACAAUAACAAUAGGUGUCUACGCCCCUUCGGGGCUUGACCCCUAAAUAGCUGCAAGCAGCGAUACCGGGGUCAAGCCGAUCAAAGGCACACAGUUAAAUAGGGGUGACUGUGGGCGAUGAAAACCUCAUGAUUUCCUACGAAACAAUAUAGAAAUUAUAAGCAAAAAUACGUGUUAUAUUUCAUUGAAAUCUGUCCUUCCGUAGGUGGCACUAUACGUUUGUAUAGUUCUGGGUCAAUAAAGUAAGAAGACGUGACGUCAAGAUGCGUCAUUGUGGCAGCCAAUGGAAUGACGAGGAGUGCGUCUUUGAAAAGUUAGAAUGAAUGUUAAGAAAGUAGCGGUAGUUUGUAGAAAUACAUUGCAGAGGUUGUCGACGCUGGUUGUGUUUGGUCAUGUUUCUGAAAGUUUAAACAUAUUUCUUGAAAUUCUUUAUAUUGAUACGGUCGUGUAAUGUGUGUGGUUUAAACAGUGAGCGUGUUAGAAAACAUGAAAAUGUUUGAAGUAGAAUUUGUUAGUGUAGAGUUUACUGUAUGUAAACAUGAAUGAGUAGGCCAUUGCAGACGUUGUCGACGCUGGUUGUGUUUGCGUGUGAAGGAUGGAAAGUUCUAAAAGAUCUUUAUACGAAGUGGAUGGGUACAUACACGAUGUGUCCGAUGUGUUGGUGUCAAGAUCGGGCAGCUACUUCACGGCUUUGUUACAGGAGGCAGGAAAAACCACGCGAGUCGUCGUGUUUGAUGUACAAAAACACAACGUGUUCCAGUGUGCUGAGAGGGAUAGGAGUCCAGUAAAGCUUACAACCGUUGGGUUUUCACCAUCUCGUCAGGUGAAAAAUACAAAUGAUGUGACCGUAAACAGCAGGACAAGAAUUUCAGUUGCUCGACAAUUGUCCUAUGUGUUUGAGGAGAACUUGUGCGCUACAACUCCAUUUUUAACUCUUGAAGAAAUCAUAAAAGAUACAAGAGAGUAUCAACGGGUGUCUGUAAAGGUGAAGAUCGUGAGAGCUUUUGAGAGUAAGGACUCUGUUGUACGGGGACAAAGAAUGUCUUUACAAAAUGUGAUUGUCGCAGAUGUGGACCACCUAAUGUUGCUAGCUGUGUGGGGUGUGAAUGACCUUCAGGUUGGAAAAUGGUACAAUGCGUUCAAUUUGUCUGUACGGUUAUUCAAGAAUAAUAUGUCACUGAGCACAACAGCACAGACAACAAUGGAAAAGCUGGAAGACUGUGGGCCAACAAAAGAUUUCGACGAGAGCGAGAUCAAAACUGUUAAUGGUGAAAUUCUGGAAGCAGAUGUGAAGGUUGAACAUUAUUGUCCGAAGCAUCAUGUGCUCGAGAACGUAAACCUUGGCACUUUAAUGACUAGGUGCAGUAAAUGUUCCUCAUAUUGUAAAACAUCCAAGAUCACUGUUGAAAUUCGAGGCCAUGUUGGUGUUUCAAUGGAAGGACAACAAGAGAAAUUUAUAUUUUGUGUGGUGGUGUUUUUUUUUUUUUUUUUGAGAAGGGUUUUAAUGCACCAUUUUAUUUUCAGUUUACUGAAAAUAAAUCCGUGCAAUUUUUAUUGUAGAAGAUUUUAAGAGAGCUUCUUUUGCAUAUACUUGGUAAGUAUGCACCUUUGAUGUAAAUAGUUUUGUGAUGUGUGUUGUAGAAAGUACACUAAUUUGCAUUCCUAGCAUAAGCAUACAAUGUUGUAAUGCAAAUCGAUUUGUGCAAUAUACAAUAUACUGUAGAAGAGUUUUAUACCAGUUUGUAUUACUAAAAAGAGCAAGCAUGCACUUUUUGUUUUGUUAAUGUAGCUGUCUACAAAUAUUGUUGAAGACAGCAUGCACAUGAAGGAAGUCUUCAUUCUAUUUAAUUUUUUAUUUAAAUCCGUGUGUUAACUUUUGAGUGAUUAUUUUGUAAUCCGCACAUCAUCGUAAUGAUGGUUGUUUACGUAUGCCAAGAGACAGUCUGUAAAGGUUUUUUUUUUAAUUUUUGUAAAUGUUUAAGGUUUGCUAAUGUGGAUGGUAUGCCAGUACUAUUGCACUUUAUUAUUAUUAUUAUUUAAAUAUUUUCUAUGUACAAGUGUGUAAGUUUUUAAGUGUUUUUGAAAAGAGGCAUAGUGUGAAUAUAGGUCAACAGUGACCCAUUUUUGUGCAAUAAAUAAUGCUAUUAUAACUGA
Messenger RNA from Tachysurus fulvidraco (yellow catfish), 2196 nucleotides. RefSeq lists its product as uncharacterized. The record is from RefSeq and is a predicted model, not a curated record. The coding region runs from base 638 to 1612 and encodes 324 amino acids. The transcript is spliced from 4 exons. Lineage: Eukaryota; Metazoa; Chordata; Actinopteri; Siluriformes; Bagridae.